CAUUGAUUAGAUUGAAAUAAAAGGAAGAGAGGCAUUUGAAAUUUGACAUAAUUCCAAAGUUAAGAUCCCAGAUGGACGUGUUAUAUUUUAGUAUCAUACUAACAUUUUUCUGUUUACCUAUCGAUGGGGCCAAAUCCACUAAAUUCAAAAAGACUGUGGAGUACUUAGCUCAAUAUGGCUACUUGGAAAAAAAUUCUAUGAGCAAUAGCUCUUCGUUGAGUGGAAAAUCCUUCAGGAACAGCUUGAGAGAAUUUCAGUCUUUUGUUGGCAUUCCAGUCACAGGAAAGAUGGACAAACCCACCAUGAAGAUGAUGAGUGCUCCAAGAUGUGGAGUACCAGAUAAAUCUAGGAAGUCAAAUAGGGAGAAACGAUAUUCAACUCAAGUUUUUAUAUGGAAUACGAAACAUUUGACCUACAAAAUAUCUAAGUAUACGAAACAACUCAAAAGAAAAGAAAUAGACAGAACCAUACAGAAAGCCACCAAUUUAUGGUCGAAGUACACAGAUUUAACGUUCGAACCAUCUAAACGAGGUAAAAUAGACAUCAGAUUCGAAAAAGGACAUCAUGGACCUCAUUCCCCCUUCGAUGGACCUGGUGGGGCACUAGCACAUGCAUUCUAUCCUAGAAAUGGAGGUGCCAUACAUUUUGACGACUCAGAACGUUGGAGGAUUGGUCCUGGUCGUGGAUUAGACUUAUACCAGGUGGCAACACAUGAAUUUGGUCACAGUCUGGGACUCGGACACUCUAAAGUAAAGGAGUCUGUUAUGUGGCCCUAUUACCCCUAUUCUUGGAAAAAAGAUCUUCACCCUGAUGAUAUAAAAGGAAUUCAAAAAUUAUACGGAAAGAAAUCUGGAGGUAUACCAACUAAUCGAUCUAAAAACCAACCAAAACUACCUGUGAAUAGAAUUCACCCUAUAAGAGGGUGGUUUGAAACAAUUAAAAGAUUAGAAAUGAUCGGGGUUUUUAUGGGGGGAAGUAAAUAGGAAGUUUUUCAGUUUAUGAAAGAAUAUAUUUCUUUUCAGUUGUUAUCAUCAAUUGAAUAAACUUUCUGAAAUAUAAGACAAUUCGACUUGAAUUAUUCUAACAAUGUUACUAGGCGUUUGCAUGCAAAUAUAUUUCAACUGACAAAAAUUAAAAUUACAUGUUUUGAAAAUAAAUGUUUCUUCACAA
Molecule: messenger RNA, 1170 nt
Organism: Harmonia axyridis
Lineage: Eukaryota; Metazoa; Arthropoda; Insecta; Coleoptera; Coccinellidae
Product: matrilysin-like
Exons: 5
Coding region: 72-983 (303 amino acids)
Biological process (GO): collagen catabolic process; proteolysis; extracellular matrix organization
Cellular component (GO): extracellular matrix
Molecular function (GO): metalloendopeptidase activity; zinc ion binding
Source: RefSeq, a predicted model, not a curated record